AUGAUCAAUGUUCUCCCGCAGGCCGUUGGCUCUGGGGCCGAAGCCAUAGGUAGUCGGCUCAACGCAGAGAGCGGGGUGAACUCCAAGCAUUCCGGACACUUUGCCUUCGAGAGCUUCCAUGAGGCUUCGCAGUGCGCUGGCUAUAUGCUCCUUGCGAUUGCUGGAUCUUAG
Messenger RNA from Aspergillus melleus, 171 nucleotides. RefSeq lists its product as uncharacterized. Bases 1 to 171 code for a protein of 56 amino acids. Lineage: Eukaryota; Fungi; Ascomycota; Eurotiomycetes; Eurotiales; Aspergillaceae. The transcript has a single exon. The record is from RefSeq and is a predicted model, not a curated record.